AUGGCUGGUGGUGCUGCUGAUUGUCAGUUUUGGGAGCGCGUUUUGACAAAGCAUUGCAGAUUAUUCGAAUUGAGGAAUAAGGAAAGGAUAUCUGUUGCAGCUGCAUCUAAGCUGUUAGCGAACAUGAUUUAUAACUAUAAAGGGAUGGGUUUGAGUAUCGGCACAACGAUUGUCGGUUGGGAUAAAAAUGGACCGGGUGUUUACUACGUUGAUACAGAUGGAAACAGGACUUCUGGAAACCUAUUUUCUGUGGGAUCUGGAAGUCCCUACGCCUAUGGUGUUUUAGAUACUAAUUAUAAGUACGAGAUGAAGGAUGAAGAGGCCUACGAACUCGCUAGGCGAUCAAUAUUUCAUGCUACUCAUCGUGACGCUGCAUCUGGCGGAUUUGUUAACCAACCUCAGGAGAUUAAAUGA
Trichobilharzia szidati is the source of this 414-nucleotide messenger RNA. Lineage: Eukaryota; Metazoa; Platyhelminthes; Trematoda; Strigeidida; Schistosomatidae. The record is from the annotation of a GenBank genome assembly.